This is a messenger RNA of Paramuricea clavata, 7945 nucleotides long. NCBI's taxonomy places the organism in Eukaryota, Metazoa, Cnidaria, Anthozoa, Malacalcyonacea, Plexauridae. The record is from the annotation of a GenBank genome assembly.
AGGAAAGGAUAAGGCACAGUCACAGAAGAUUAGCUAAUGCUUCAAGCAAAUCCAGUGUAAGUACUUGAAAUUAUAAAAAUAUGACAGUGAAUUUAUUAUCGCUAACAUAUUGGUCAAUAACCCCUCUCCCCGAUAAUUAUGAAUGAACACUGAUGAAGACUAAAUUAUAUCAUUUAUUAUUUUAUAGAAGCAAACAGCAUUAAAAUCAGGAAGACAUAAACCUCAUUUUGUUCCACCGCCUGCACGAACUUCUCCCGGUAGCAAGAAGACUAUUGCUUGGGAGGUGCGUUCACCUAAAUCAUCAACUAGGUUGCUAAGUAAAGAAAGUAGCGGUGCACCGGAUAGUGAUUUUUACUAUCCGGCCGGAUACUGUAUUUGUCGGAUAUCUGGAAAAAAUUCGGCCGGAUACCGGAUAUUUUAUCAACUUGAAUACUUGACAUAUAAUAUAUGUUUAUAAGGAUUUUUCUCAUUCAUGUAUUAGUGCAGAAGAAUUUAAGGUGACACUAUUUUAAAAAUUUUUGAGUAAAUAAUCAAUUAUGGUUAACUAAAAAUCUGUUUUUACUUUUUCCACCGUUCACGUGUUUCCGAAAACUUUCGAAAGUUUUUGGGCCCAUCGCCUUUGGUACGGCUUUUGGCGCCAAACGCUGCGAAGAGUUAAUUAAUUCAACUAAAUAUAUCAGUGGCUGUCAUAGUAUCAUUUUUAACAUGUCCUCUUUUGGGUGUCUCUUUUUUUUAGUAUUUUUUAUGUUUCAAUAAACGGAAAUUUAGUACACUUCGUGAGAAACAAAUUAUCCCGUAUCCGGCCGGAUAAUGGUAAAUAUUAGUACGAUUUCGGUCACUAUCCUGCCAGAUACUGUAUCCGGUGCACCCCUAAAAGAAAGCUGGCUACUAACGUCCCGACGAACUGUCUUUGUGAUGUGAUGUGACGUGAUGGCCUGAUUUCUGUUUCUUGUUAGGGUAACACUCACAGACUGGAGAUUGACACGAGUAAUUUGACAAGUACAAGACGUUCUCUUAGAGUUGAUGAUCUUGACACCUCCGAGGUACGAAACAAUUUACUUUAUAAAACACUCCGUUUGGAGAAUAGUUUGAUGGUUUUUCAAAAUAUUCUGUUGGCAUUGAUUUGCGUGAAUGUUAUAUUUAGGAAGAAGGGACGCGAGAUAAACUGAGAGUUUAUGAGAGAACAAUUGGCAACUUGAUGGACGAAAUAGGAACAUUACGACAUGAGGUAGGCUGAGAAAAAGAUAAAAAAAGUUAAAUAGUUUUUUGUUUGUCCUUAAAGGCCUAUGUACACGAUACGAUUCUUACCCUAGGGUAUGUACUCGAAUAAAUGCAUGUAAAAGAUGUCGCAUCUCAAUUUUCACCAUAAAAUGAUGAACAGGAAUAGUGGCGUUAACUAGCAGUUAUUUUCAUACGCCAGAAUGAUAGUCGUAUACAGAUACGACUAUAGUACUAUCGUGUCAAAAUGGGUCUUUAAUUUUUCCCUGCAAGAAUCUUUGAUUUUUCACCAGGUGGGUAUGCAUGACAGCACGAGGUCUGUGCAGAAAAAGAAAGAACAAUUGAAUGCCAGUAAACGACUGCUUGAAGAACAAGAGGAUGAAAUUAUGGUAAAUGUUGGUAUAUUUUGUGGAAUUUCUAUAUCAUGUGUAUAGAGAAUCGGUUUUUUUAUCCUGUUGUUGCUAUGUUCUGUCUUCAGGACAGUAUGAACUUGAAAUUCACUCCCGCAAUCUGACUUGUACACAUUUGAGAUCGUGUGUUGACGUUCAUUGGCUGUAUGAUUAAUGUGCUAUUUACUAUUGUAUUACAUGAAGUUUCAAAUAUACGAAGGUGUUGAUCUUAUGACGUAUAUAGCAGUCACGUGAUGUGUUUGGAUCUAACGUCUUUGAGCGGGAGAGAUUGUAAUGACGUGAAUGCAAAUACAAUACAAUUUAUUUAAAGUGAAACAAUUACACUUAGUCACACUUAGCUAAUUUACAGGUAAUUUGUGUUGUCUUCAUGUCAAUGCUUUGUAUGGUUCCAUGCCAACCUCGUUCCCAGGGUAUUUGCUCUUGGGAAGCAAAGACCCUGGUGGACGCUGGUCACGUGACCCAUAGAAAAUUGAUAGCCUCAGAGGGGGAUGGAAAGGUCUCAUAUUACAUGUUUCCACUUCCGCACUUCACACUUCGAUUGCAAGGAGUGGCCGUGCUGUACAAUAAUCUUUGAGAAUCAUAUAUUCUUCAAAAUUCUUGCUAAAUUGGUUUCUGUUUGCCGUUUUAAAUUAUACAAACAUGGUAAAAUGCAGAUUCUUGUACUAACAGACAAGUCAGCAAAUCAAGCAACGAAAACGUAUGACCGUAUGGUUUGAAAUAUUUGCGUUUUUAAUAUUCUCUCGGGGUUCGGGCGCAAUAUUUUCAUUUCAUACGUACGUUUCUGUCCUGGCUCUGCCUCUGGUUCAGAUAUUUACAAUAUUCUUAUAAUAUGCCAUUGAAUUGUUGUCAUAUAGAAAGGAAACGGUAUAAAUUUUGUAAAAUAGAGGUAUCAAAAGCGACUGACAAAAUUGUUUGGAAUCGACACUCGACAGUGCACUUUUUUGUCUUCACGACUACCUGUUUGUUGAGCCAAAAUAUUGCACAGAAUCUCCUAUAAUAAAUUAUAGCUAUCGCCAUUCACCCUCCCACCCUGAAUGCAAAGGAAUGAUAUCCGAAAAGAUUUAGCAAAGUAUUUGUUAUUAUAUCUGGUACGAAGUGUCCCUAUACGUUUUAUCAGGGAUAUAUAUUUAUAUAUACAUAAUUCAUAAACUGUAUAUGCGCACCAAGUCUCGCUCAUAGAAUUACUUAAUGAGUUUUAUUAAGCCUUUUAAAGUUUCUAUUGAUACUGAUAGAUAGAUAGGUUGUUUGCUUACAGUUACGAAGUAUCGUUUGGUGAAACUUCUAAAAUUUCAAUUACAGUUACGACACAGUAUAGGGGUAUAUACGAUAAAGAUUAAAGACUUAAAGUUGAUUUAAAUAUUGAUGACUCACAGCGGCAUUAUACAAGUCGAAAGAAGCUGGAUUUUAAGUUGGAUUAUUCUUCAAAUAAUGCCUGGGCAUUAAUACCAAUGCCAAUGAAAGGUCUUUAUAAGAUUUAUAAUGUUUACUGCAAUAUAUGAUAUAAUUUAGUCUAGUGCAUAUAUCGUCCUAGAUAUUCAAGUUGUACCGCACGCACCGAGGAGUCUUGGCGUGUGAUAACAGUAUACUGUAGCUGUACUUCGACAUAUAUCAUUCUUGAUCGUUGAGCUGUUUCAGCAAUGUAAAUAAAAGGAAUAACGGGUUUUAAUCCUGUGCUUACUGUAAUUCACAGUCAAAACAGCACUAUUGUUUUUAUAUACACAGUUGGCGAUGUUCAGUACUUCAGUUGGGAAAUCAAAGGAUCCCGUUAUAAAAUAAAUCCUUUGUUUUGAAUAUCGGACAGGAUACAUUUCAACUAUAAACAACCAUAUCAUAUCGUUCGUUUUAUAUAAAUACCGUUUGAUCGAUCAGUCGGUGUAGAAGAUAUCAGAUAUGUAUGUUUAUACGGCGAUCUGAUGCGUGCUCACUAGCCAGGCGCGUGUGGAGUAUAUUUUUCCUUGCAAGUGAAAUAUGAUCCAGCUUCUCGCUUGAAAUGUACCGCAGCACUUAUUAUUGAUGACAUUCAAUAUAGCAGGAAAUCUUGUCAUGAUGAGUACGAAUUUAGAACAGUAUAAAUCAUGUUUAUUAAUACAUGUAAAGUGAAGUAUACAGCACUAAUGCAUCUGGCGAAUGUCAACUACUACAUUCCCACCCCUCCCAGAUUGACAAAACAACGCUAAUUAAAAAUCUGCUAGAUUUUAGCAGAUCACGUGACCAGCGUCCACCAGGGUCUUUGCUUCCCAAGAGCAAAUACCCUGGGAACGAGGUUGGUUCCAUGCUUCAUGAUAGCUGUGAUUGGUUUAGGACAUGUAAAUUCCUGUUCUAGUCGAUCUGCUGCAAUGCCUCAAAGAACCGAACAUGUAUUUCAUGAAAAUGCCUCCAGUCUAGAUUUUUUUUGUUCUCUAGGUCCUACUCACAUUUAUAAACCUAUAAAUUCUAUGUUCCUAGCUGUGACCUCUGCUAUUUUCAUGGGUAGAACCAGAUUCGUUUUAAGAUGGCGUUUCAGAGACCAUGGUGUGGACCGCUUGUUCGAAGCCGAUUACCUUAACCCUGGGUUUAUCAAAAAUAGAAACCAAACUUCCCAACAGUUUGUUUAUAAAUGCCAGAACUCCCAUUUCAAAUGCCAGAACUCCCUUUUCAAAUGACAGAACUCCCAUUUCAAAUGCUAGAACUCCCAUUUCAAAUGCCAGAACUCCCAUUUCAAAUGCCAAGACUCCCUUUUCAUAUGCUGGACAGCGUGUCCACAGGCCUUGAAAAUCCUGGAAAGUCCUUGAAUUGGAAAAAAAUUCCAGGACCGGAAAGUCUUUGAAAAUCAGUAGAUCUAGAAGUCCUUGAAAGUCACUAAAGGGUGGACACCCUGAUUCGUUUAGUUUAAUAAUGAUAUAAAAUGCACUGUAGGAAUAUCGGGAGGAAUUACGAAGCACGUUGGAUGAAAAUAAAGAGUUGAAGUCCUCACUAGAAAGACUCCGAGGUCACGCAAAUAGAUCAAGGUACAAGAUUCAUUUCAUAAACUUAAGCUAAAGUCGGAAAUAUAGCAAGCAUUAUAGAUUAUGUACAAUGCAUGCCAAUGAUAUCACAGCAAACUCAUUUUAUACAAUCUGUUUUGUUCUGUGUAGGAUUCCUUACAGUUCUACUGAUAAAAUAUUUUAAACAAUCAGAAUUGAUAGUUCUAACUGUACAUUAAACAACAACGCUAAUAGACAUGAUUAAUUGAUUAUCUUAGAAAAGGUGUCUAAUGUCAGUCAAAUGCCACAACUCGGGACUCUUUAUUCAUUUCAUCAAGUGACCCAUGCAUAUUCUGAAAGAUUCGCAUAACUUAGAGCCUUAAACGGACACCGCAACCCUUUUGCCAUACAUAUUGAAAAUUUCGCCCCUCCACCCCCCACCCCUCCCUAAUAUUUCGUGAAUUUGUUGUAGUCAGAGCGUAUAAACAUACACUUUAUUAAUAUUAACAACAGUAUAAACAGUACAUGAACAAUAAACGAAAUAAUAUAGUUUUUCUUCCACGAAAUUAUCCUUUAACUAGCGGCCAUUGAGUCCAUCUGCUCCGUCUCUGCCUGUUCGCAGGUUGUGCUUCCCUAAAAUCCUACUACAAAUUGGCCGCCACUGAUUAAAAGGAUCAUAGACUCAAACAGUUGUGGAUUGAGAGAGAUACCAGUACCAGUACCCUUGUUUAUAGAUCGGAGGUGGAAAUUGUCGCUGAAGAACGCGAUGCAUUGGUGAGGAAACUUGUGGAAGCUGAGAUGGAUGCAAAAUCUACCAGUCAUAUGGUAUUAAAACUGAAGGAAACUGUUAAUAAGUUAAACGAAGUAGGUUUAUAACCUUAUAUAAUUAUAUAAUUGUCAUGAUUAGAAUAAGCCUUGUACAGCCGCAAGUUUAGUUUAAGCCAGAUACCUGGUAUUAUAUGUACAUUUUGAUCCUGUAUGUAUUUCCUCUUAAUUGUUGAUUUCCCCAUUACAUCAUGUGAACAUGUGUACUGCGUGAACAUGUCGCGCGAGAAAAUGACCUCAUAUUGACAAAUCAACCGCUAUUUUGGGUGGUAAAAUUAAUGGCGAAAUAGAGUACUAGUCUUACACCAGUUUAAAUUCGGUAAAGAAAGGCCUGUAUAUAUAUACAUUCUCAAACACAGGAACAAGUGCAUACUGCUUGACUUUGAUGGUUGUUGACACCCUGUUUGUUUUUAAGUUUAAAUAUUUGUCACCCAAAAUGGCUGGACCUCGACAAUCGCGUGACAUUUUGUGUUUUGUGACGUCAGUUGCAAGGGUAGUAAUUGUUGUUAUAAACUCGUAUAGGAUCGUCGCAUGUCAUCUGGUGAUGUUGUGAAUUUGAUCAGACAAAAGGAAAGUCUUCUAAGAAAGCUUGCAGAUUUUGAAGCCACAAACAAAGCUUUAAGAAAGCUUCUAAAAGAACAGAGUCAAUACGAGGUGUGUAAUUGUAUAAUGUGGUGAAGUUUUUAAAGGAUAAUAUAUUUUAAAAUAUUUUAAUUUUAGUGGGUUGUGGAUGUGGUUAUUUAAGAGUAAUAAGCUUCUUGUGUACAUGCGUAGAAAAGUACCACCAGUCAACUCUCUCUAUGUGUAUCUGAAGAAAGAGCUUAAGUCAUUUGGUCUAUGAGAAAAGUGAAUCCAAAAAGUGACAUCCAAAAUCUAUGAAGGUCGUGAACAUUAUUAGUACCAUUUUCCUAACGGACCAUAUCGCUAAUCAAGUUAUCAGUUCACAAAAUCAUAAUAUUUGUCUUUAAAUCGCAGUCAAAAUACGAAUUUUCAGCACACUCCUUGCAGCCUUGUGUAACCGCGCAGACAAAAACAAUAGAAAAGAAACCAGCACUGGACGUCAAUUUCCGCCAUCUUUGCAUUGCUUGACUUGUUGGACGCGAGUUCUUACCUGGCAGGCCUUAAAAUAUAUUUUACAGGGCCGUCUGACAAAAUGUCCGAUGACGUUGAGUUUGGGUCGGACAUAUGUCCGAUGACCUUCAGUUCAGUUUUGAUUGGAAAUAAUUCUGAAUGACACAAAUGAAUAUCAGCACUGAACGGUAAAUGUUGAUGAAGAUAAUUCUGAACGGUAAAUGUUGUGAAGAUAUUAAAUAAUUUGUUUCUUUCAUACUGAUAUAAUUCCAAGCCAAAAUUAACUUGCUUUCCAGAACAGCAGUAAAAGACUUGACAACUUAAGCUCGUUUUCCACUUCACCAUUUCGCUCGCCGCCCCGCGCUCGACUACGUUAAACAACAUUUACAGUUCACCUUUUAGACAAUAGUACUCUGAUUUUCCAUUUAACAUGCAAGCCUUUAGUCCUGGGCUAGGGUACAUUUUGAUUUACGAUGGACAAAGCUACAGUUCGGUCGGACACAAAUACACUUGGGUCGGACAAACAAUAAACCUCAGUUUCACUUAAGUCGGACAGAAUGUCCGGCAAUUUCACGAAUGGGUCGGACAAUGUCCGUGACCGACCGAUAUUUUAAGGCCUGACCUGGUUCUUACUCCAGAUAUACAGUAUAUGGAGUUCACUGCGCACCGAUCUGUUCCCGGUUUGUAGUGACAGGCGCAGGCAUGGUUGCGCUGCCAAGAUGUCAAGUUCAAUGUUGUUGCAGCAUUGGCCAGCUGUAACAAGCUUUAACAAUUAACAUUGGUGACAAGUUGUUCUUAGGAUUUAGAGAGGUACAACUACCUGAAAAAUACAAGCAGAACGUCUGCUUGACAACCUAUAAGGUACAAUAGUUGUAUCUCUUUCAAUUCGCAGUUCUCUUGUUAUCAUUGCUAGCUACACUGGCACAGACACUUGAAAAAAAAAGUGAAAUCCAUACUACGAAAUUUGCAAUUGCACCACUAAAUCCAUAGUAUAUCCAUACUAUUUCCAUACUAUGGAAAUAUACCAUUUUUAUGGAUAUCCAAAUUCCAUUCUAUUUCCAAUAAAGGUCCGUACAAUUUCCAUUCUAUGACCUUCUAUGGAUUUUCAAAUUUUUUUCCAGUGAGACUGACUAAUCAACUGAUUAAAUAAAUCAUCAUUCUUCUCGUAGAGUAAUGGAAAAAGACUAAUAGGACAACAAGAUGUCUUAUUACAACGACUGGCACAAACAAAUGAAGAAAACAAGGUACACUUCUCGCUUUUGCUGAACUUGUUCAAAUCAGUACAUUGCUAGAGGUCAAUUAUAUAUAAUUUUUGCAGUGAGAGGGUGGCUGGUUUUGAGGAGAAAAUCGUAGAAACAGAUACUUGUCAACUUCAAUCUAUACAUGCCAUCUCGCUUUCUUGCUUAGAAUCUAUUGUUCAAGUUAAACGAACGUGACAAAGAAGUCGAAGCUUUGUUGGCGCAAGUUAAGGCUGACAAG